AUGGCGAGUAGCAGCGAUCCGUUCGGGUCAACCGGGCCACCGGCGUCCCCGCCGCGCCCCGCUGGCGGGCUGCUGCAGCGCAUCCUCACGCACCACUCCCGCACCACGUCGGCGAAGGACGAAGCCGCGCUGCAGCAGAGCCCCACCAACGCGGUCUCGACGGAUGACGCCUCCGCGUUUGACGUGAGCGGGGGCCGUCUUUCCAAGACGUUUUCCUCCGGCUUCUUUCAGCACAAGCCCGUCAACGGGGCGAGGCUGCUGCAGCGCUUCAAGCAGAUGUUGACCCCCUCACACGGCGGCCAGGGGACGCCGGACGAGGAGGCGACGCGACACGAGCCGUACCAAGACAGCUGCUCCGACGCGGCGCAGGUGGAGGAGCUGGAGGCGGCGGCGGCGGCGGCGGCGGCGGCGGGCGGCAGCAGCGACAUCUUCAACGACAUCACAGGCGGGAUGGAUGACGCCGCAGCGGCAGCAGCAGCAGCAGCAGCAGCAGCAGCGGCGGCGGAGGCGGAGAGCGGCGCUGAGGAGUACUACUACUACCAGUACACAACCGCGGACGGCGAGGUCUACGAGGUCGACCCCGCCGUGCUGGAGCGCGAGGCGGCGCAGCAGCCGCAGGGCGCCGAGGCCCACACCACGCAGCACAACGAUGAGGCGGGGGCGGGCGCCGAGGAGCACCUCGGCGACCAGGUGCGCCUGAAGGGGAAGGUAGCCAAGGCCCUCGCCAGCGAGGAGGCGAAGGCGCGGAGAGAGCUGCAGGAUGACUGCAUGAUCGUCCUGACAGACAUUGGCCGCACGUACAAGGGUCUGGCGCGCGUCGCCGCGGCCGAGGCGAGGGGGUUGAAGGCGCUGCGGCACGCCAUGAAGCAGCUGGAGAAGGAGGCGGUGAAGGCGGCGGGGGCGGUGGAGGCCGAGUGGAAGAAGGAGCACGGCGAGCUGCGGCGCCAGCUCCGUGCCGGGGCGGAGUCAGUGCGGCGGCACUGCAAGCGGGCGGAGCAUUUCUCCUUCAGCUGA
This is a messenger RNA of Trypanosoma conorhini, 1014 nucleotides long. RefSeq lists its product as uncharacterized. The coding region runs from base 1 to 1014 and encodes 337 amino acids. The record is from RefSeq and is a predicted model, not a curated record. NCBI's taxonomy places the organism in Eukaryota, Euglenozoa, Kinetoplastea, Trypanosomatida, Trypanosomatidae. The transcript has a single exon.